Messenger RNA from Durio zibethinus, 3434 nucleotides. NCBI's taxonomy places the organism in Eukaryota, Viridiplantae, Streptophyta, Magnoliopsida, Malvales, Malvaceae. The record is from RefSeq and is a predicted model, not a curated record.
ACAAUUCAUUGGUUGACCAAAUUUGUUUAACAAAAUUUUUUUCUUUAUAAAAUCACAAUCACCUGUGAAAUUUGAAACUUAACACCUCCAAUCCGAUAUUAUUCAUCAUAUAACCCGAAACCUUACCGGUGAGGCUAUUCGAGUGUUUCUCCAGCAGCAUGUGCUCUUCUCUACUGGCCUACUGUUUAAUCCUAGCAGUGUUCCUGAGUCAGGGUUUUAUUCAGGUAAGCUGCUUUGGAUUUAAUUUUUCAACUUUCCAGAAAGAAGAUGAAAGGCAGCUUAUCUUGAGCAAAAAUUCUUACAUAGUCCAAAAUGCCAUCCAAGUUACCCCGGAUAUUACUGGAGGUUCCAUGGAAAAUUUAUCAGGACGAGCCUUGUAUAGGAAAUCAUUUAGGCUGUACAAAGGCAAUCGCACCAUUGCUUCCUUCAAUACAACUUUCGUCCUCAAUAUCCAAAGUCGUACGUCUCCUGGCGGUGAAGGCAUGGCCUUUAUAAUAACCGGGAAUUAUAGUCUUCCAGAGAACAGCGAUGAGAAAUGGCUCGGGAUUGUAAAUGCAAAUUCGAAUGGUUCUCCUCAAGCCAUGGUGGUGGCUGUGGAAUUUGAUACAAGGAAGAGCUACGAUGAAGACUUGGAUGGCAACCAUAUUGGCUUAAACAUAAAUAGCAUCGACUCAAUCACGCAAGUUUCCUUAGGCGGCUACGGUAUUAAUAUUUCUGGAGGUGAGGAUUUAAGGGUACAUCUUCAAUAUGAUGGCAAAAACUUGACAGUUUUUGUGGGGGACAACAAGACUCUUGUGCUUUCUCAGCCUCUUGAUCUCUCUGCCUAUCUUCCGGAGAAGGUUUUUGUUGGAUUCUCUGCUUCAACAAGCAAUCAAACAGAGCUAAACUGUGUCAAAUCGUGGGCGUUUUUUGGGACCGAUAUCGGAGACCGAAAUUUAUUGUGGGUUUGGAUCUUGAUUCCGGCAGUGGUUCUGGCUCUGAUAACCGGAGUUCUUUUCUGCUUGUGUUGGAGAAGGGACCCCAUUGAGCAGGAUUUGGAGGGUGCACCAGGAAAUAUAGAAGAUGAGAUUACACGUUCCAAUUUGGCUCCAAGAAAGUUUCGAUUGAAAGAAUUAAAACAAGCAACUGGCAACUUUAGCCCGAAGUACAAACUUGGGAAAGGUGGAUUUGGAACUGUCUACAAGGGAUCCUGGAGAAACAAGGACGUGGCUGUCAAAAGGGUAUCAAAGAAGUCUCAUCAAGGCAAGCAAGAAUUCAUAGCAGAGUUAACAACAAUUGGCAACCUCAAUCACAAAAAUCUUGUGAAAUUAAUUGGAUGGUGUUAUGAAAGGCGCGAGCUCCUUCUUGUGUACGAGUACAUGCCAAAUGGAAGCUUGGAUAAGUUCAUCUUUUGCGAUGACAAGGCAAGCAUGGAGGAAUUAACACUGAGCUGGGAGCAAAGGCUAACUAUAAUACAAGGAGUAGCUCAAGCGCUAGAGUAUCUUCACAAUGGUUGUCAGAAGAGAGUGCUUCACCGCGACAUAAAAGCCAGCAACAUAAUGUUGGAUACAGAGUUCAUCGCCAGGCUAGGAGAUUUUGGAUUGGCUAGAACUAUUCAAGAAAAAGAGAAGACACACCACUCCACCGUAGAGAUCGCCGGCACACCUGGUUACAUGGCUCCAGAAACCUUUCUUAUUAGCAGGGCCACAGUUGAAACGGAUGUUUAUUCCUUUGGCGUCCUUGUCCUGGAAGUUGUUUGUGGGAGAAAGCCUGGUAACCAAAGUGAGCAGAACAAUUAUAACAAUAGUAUUGUCAAUUGGCUGUGGGAAUACUAUAGGAAAGGAAGGAUUACUGAUGCUGCGGAUUCCAGGAUGGAUGGGAACUUCAUUGAAAAAGAAGUGGAGUGUGUGCUCAUUCUAGGAUUGGCCUGUUGCCAUCCAAACCCACACUGCAGGCCCUCUAUGAGAACUGUUUUGCAGGUUCUUUCUGGGGAAGCAGAUCCACCAGAGUUACCCCUAGAGAGGCCUUCAUUUGUGUGGCCAGCCAUGCCCCCAUCUUUCGGUCAAAUGGAUUACUCUCAUAAAGGAAGCCAACUCACUCCGUUUACGGAGCUUACCGGCAGGUAAAAUCAUAUGUCAACCGCAAACUGCCUCGGAAGUGAAACAAUGUUGUUUGUUUCAUCAUCGGUUCAUUGUGCCUUUUUUUCUCUUUAAUCGACUUGUAUUUAGUGGAUUGUGUGCUUUUAAAUACUGUAAUAGUGUCAAUAUCCCUACUUUUAACUCUUGGGAAUUUUUGUUCACUGGACGCUCUAAGAUGUCUGACAAGUACUAAAUAUUGUGCUAGAAGUGUUUCAGUUUUAGAUCAAAAUAGUAAGUUAUCAAUCUUAACGGGUAUAUUUAAUUCAAAAUUGAUUCGUAUAGCCAUCGUUAAAAGAUGAUAGCCAACAAGUUAAGAGUUCAAAUCAUAGUACUUAUAACUUUUUCUUCUAUCCCAAGCCGCAGCCUCUUUGUACCAAAAAGAAAUCUUAACGAGUAUCUCCAUUUUCUACAUAGUGUUAGCUGUAUAUAACAAACUUUGAAAACGUCCAUAACUGCAGCAUAUGGCCGACCAAAGACUUAAUUCCAAACCGAAGCGUUAGUAAUGGAGGAACAAACGCCAUCAGCAAUUUAAUAAUACCAAUAAGCCGCAAAUGAUUAGCAAAUAUAGACAAUAAAAGUGGAUCAAAAUAAAAUAAAAUAAAAUAAGAAAAAACAAUGUCUGCCAGAAUGUGAACUACACUAACAAAUAAGAACAAAUUAUUAAUGCAUCGAUCCACCUCCAAAAGUUGAUACAAUACUGCUUCUAUAAACUAGAGAUGUUGGUGAUCGGUCUUAAGAACUCAAUGAGGCUGUUAACUAUCAAUGGAGGGACAAAUCUUUUCUGUUCAUUAAUCUUACGGAGAAUAGUUUUUUCAACAAUUUUCCAUUGAGGGAUGUACCUCCAAAAUGAUUUCUAAGAACCAAAGUCCUUAUCUCAUUUUUCCCAAAGAAAAAUAGUGAUUACAGACAACUGGAUAGUUGUCAUUGUUCCAGUAGGAAUAAGCCUUGAGCAAUGUCUUUAUUGGAGAAAUCCUUAUCCUAAGCUGUCAUCGUUACAUUAAUUCAGGGUUCACGAAAUCCAUCAAAAUCAAUGUUUCCAUUCCAUUCAAAACAUCUGACCUAUUUAUUUCCAUUUUGUUACUUUCCCCGCCAGUUUUCCAACUAUGAAAAUGCUGUAUUUUGUUGUCUUUCAUUUGCAGCGUGUUAACUUUUCCUACCUAGCUGUCUCUUCUUUACUCACAUCAAAUAACUUCGUCGGUCUAACUCGCACUUUAUCCAUAAAUUUCCGGAUAACAUCAAAUAUUUCCACAAGGGACGUAGAAAAGUGACAGGUCAAUUGGGUUAACAGCUAGCUCAAAAAAAAAAAAAAAAAAAAAA